UUGCUGUUUAGUUAAGUUUAGGUGGGCUUAUUUUGUUUUGGUUAGCUACCGGGUCUGGUCUUUUGUUAACAAUGCGACAGUUAAUGAGCAGUUUAGCAGGAAAGAAAUAUUAGUCUGUAACAGUUUUGGCUAUGGGGUCACUGAAGUUCUUCGUUGGACAAGAAAAUUCAGCGACGGCAGCCACAGUCGCAGAGGCCAAGUUGGUGUGCCAGGGAGUAAACAACCAGAGCUACAUCUGUGAGUCGGGUCACUGCUGUGGAGAGACACAGUGCUGCAGCUACUACUAUGAACUGUGGUGGUUCUGGUUGGUGUGGACUCUGAUCAUUAUCCUGACAUGCGGCUGUAUUUGUCACCACUGGCGCUCCAAGCAGCGAUUCCAGCAGCAGCGCCGGCAGAACGAGAUCAACCUCAUCGCCUACAGAGAGGCUCACAACAACUUUCACCUACCACUCUAUCUCAGAUUCUUACCCACCUAUCUGCUACCGGCCUACGAUGAAGUAGCUGACCGCCCAGUCACGCCUCCUCCCCCCUACACCCCUCUUCAGUCAGCACCUCCCCCCACAGACCCCCCUGAGGAAUCUCCAUGCCCCAACUCGGCUGUUUCCGUCCCUAGUGAUGUUGAUGCAGCGCUCCAUGCUACUCCAGAGGUCAUGCAGACCCACCUUGAAAGCGCUUACAACCCCAACAAGGACUCAACGCCGGGCAGGUACCGGCGCUUCACAGGAGAUUCUGGGAUUGAAGUGUGUGAUUGCCAGGAGCUGUGGGAUCAACACGGCUUUUUAGAAAGAGAAGAAGAGGAAGCGGGAGCGGAGCAAAUGGAGGAGCCAUGUGAGCCCUGUGUUCCCCAGACCUUUGAUCACAGUCAUAUUAGUGAUGCAGUCAUUCAUGAAAACACAGAUGGACAACAGAGUGGAUACAGAGGCAAAGUCUCGUAGGUAAUCCAGAAUAAUGUCUUAAUAUCUGCAGUCCUGGAAAAAAAACUGCGGCAAAUGCAAUUUUAUACCUUUGGAGCUCAGGGUUUUGGUCUGUUUGUACAUGUGUAACUGUGUGUGACAGGCCUGGAGACAAAUGAAAGGUAUGACUAAAUACUUCAACAAUGUACAAAAAUUGAAAGCUACUAUUAUGAAGAGAAAGUAUGUUUUUAGCCAAAUUCCUCGCCUCGUCAUUUUCAAGUUAAAAUUUAGACAGUUGCUACUCAUGUUGAUGAGCUGUCUGCUUUGAAAAUUUCUCCUGUCAUGAGGCAGCACUGAUAUUUGUGUUUUUUCAUGUUUACUUACACCGUGUCCUAACUGAAUAUGACACGAGCGAGUUUGAUUGCACUGUUGGAAAGCCCUAACUGGACGCGAGAGACGUGGUGUGCCUUUGUAUUUCUUCCUGUCGCUCGCGUUCCCGUCGCGCUGCAUGGGCGAGAAAUGGUUGCUCAAUGAAGUUGAAAUGAGUUAUCUAUGCAGUGGUGGCAGCUGGCUGGAGGGUGAUUGCCAUGAAUCUGAAGGAACGCAGCAUGUUCAAUGUGUCACGCUCUCCCAGCGACAAUGACACCCCCAGAUACAGCUGGUAGCAACGUCUCACACUCAGGUACAAAACACAGGUGAGCUGGCAUUCACCUUUUAUAGUGAAGUGAAAUUAAUGUCACAGAGCGGUGACAAGAUUUGUGGCAAAGGGGUUGGAAUCAGAACCCAAAUUCGAUAUGAACCGGAUUUGAUAAAUAGAAUCGGAUUCAGAAUCAGAAUUGAUCCAACUGAAUUUAGAUACCAACCCCAAAUAGAGACACUGUUUCUAAACAACGUCAUUUGUUCUUGGUUCGUUCUUAUAUGCUGAUAUUGAUAAACUGCAUCAGUAAUGAGCUUAAAUCAGCCUGCUGAGCUAGUGGUAGCUAUCUCUUUAAUAUCUCAGGUUGUAGUUGUCCAUGUAGGGCUUUGUAGAAAACUCUGAACUGCAGCUGAGCUGAUGACAGAGCCAUUGCAAAGAUGCAUUUUGUAACCUUUAAGGACAAUUGUCUUAUGAUUGGAAGUUAUUAUCAUAUUGAUUCUGACCAUUUAAACAUGCUUGCUCUGAUCAAAAGUAUUUAAAAUCAAGUCAAUUCAAGAAAUGCACUGGGUGUGAACUUACAGGGCUGUCACUUUGUCUGAGUGACAAACUACAGGAUCACUCGGAGUGCAAACCAAAGCCAAAGCCUUCCAGCAGCUAGCUGGAAGCAGUCUGUGCAAUAAAGCAGAUUACACUGUUUAACCCUAUUGCAGUAAGGCAUUCCCCUUCUAUUCUGAGAAUAACUCAUAUCAGGGUUGAUAUAUCCAUCUAGAAAAACAGUGAAACAGGUGAAAUAGGGAACUUACUGAAUUUUGACAAGAGCUAAUUGAAAAAGAUGUCGGAACAACAAAGGCGGUGUCAUCUCUGUGGAGGGUUGUUUUCCAAAUUUUAGAAAAAGCACCAGUUAGUCAAGUGUGACACUACAGGGCUUCCUGCCCUUCCAGAGCACCGGCUUUGUUCUUAACAGCCUUUUGGUAUCGUCAACCAGGACAGGUGUGAACUGACGAGCCAAUCAACAUUUUUGAAAAACAAAGUAUGAAGACAGUAAAUGUGCCUACAUUUCUAGUGAGGGAAAACGAGUACAUGCAGAAUGUUGCAAGAAAACUCCUAUUGUGCUGAAAUGUUCUUUAUAAAGUCUUUAAAAACCACGAGCAUGUUUGUACACUGCUCCAGUUCUUUAGUAAAUGAUGAGUUUUCAGCGCCCUGUUGAUGAUCAUUAGACCUUGCUUGAGUCUUCAGUCACCUGUCACACUGAUGUUACAUGAGGCAUUCUUUUCUGAUACCAUAGUGCCAUAAUGUGUAGCCUUUGAGUAGAGAAUAUUUAGGUGAACUUAAUUAAAGCUGUGGAGUCUCUUUGUCUAAGAGUUGAUAUCUGAGUAACCCUUCAGUGUACUCAAUGAUACAUUCUUUGUCAUUUAAUUAAUGCCAUAUUAUGCAGAAUUUGUGUUCCUUGUAGUUUGCCAAAAGGUUCUGCACACACCUACACACAUCUUAAAAUCUUACCAUCCGUGUGUUUAUUCUUCUAGGACACACUACAGGUUUGUGUUGGAUGUAAUCCAUAAGUGUGUGUAUACACAGGGAAUGAGUGACCGUGGUGCAGCCCUUUAUACACUCCGUGUAGACAUGUCUGGCUGUUGGGAGGCUGACAAUAAAACCCAAACCUUACACUGCACUGGGGGAACUUUCUCCAGUUGAGUCAGUCGAGAACUUUUCCACAUAUGUAGCAUUGAAUUGUGGUGUGCAGCACCAGGUGCUUCACUAUAUGUAGAUUUGUAUGCUCUUUAUUAAAUAUUUUUCUGUCCAUUUUGUAUAAAUAUGGUUAUUAAAAGUUAUGGAGAACACAUGGCCACAUUGUCUUUUUUCUGUGAGACUUAAAAUGAUGAAAUAUGAUGAUUUAAUACAAAUGUAAUUUUUGAAAAUGAUAUAUCAUUACUAUACACUACAUUUGUGGCUUUCCUGAUGAAGACCCUGCAGGUCGAAACGUUGCACUAAUAAAAACUAAAUAAAAGGAGCUUUGAAACUGUG
This is a messenger RNA of Micropterus salmoides (largemouth bass), 3552 nucleotides long. It is a transcript of the gene wbp1la, whose product is annotated as WW domain binding protein 1-like a. NCBI's taxonomy places the organism in Eukaryota, Metazoa, Chordata, Actinopteri, Centrarchiformes, Centrarchidae. The record is from RefSeq and is a predicted model, not a curated record. The coding region runs from base 132 to 935 and encodes 267 amino acids. The transcript has 4 exons.